Trypanosoma rangeli is the source of this 1620-nucleotide messenger RNA. RefSeq lists its product as uncharacterized. The record is from RefSeq and is a predicted model, not a curated record. The coding region runs from base 1 to 1620 and encodes 539 amino acids. Lineage: Eukaryota; Euglenozoa; Kinetoplastea; Trypanosomatida; Trypanosomatidae. The transcript has a single exon.
AUGAAUGGAACCUUUGAUCUACAAUUUGCAUCCUCUUCCGAGCGAGCUGGAGCUGGAACCAGGAUGAAAGAUGAUGGGAAAGAAGCACAACUCACUCAGACUCCGAUCCUUUUUCAGCCUUGUAUCAACGAGCAACCUGCUGAUGAAAUCAUCUCAAUCAGCAACGUUGUAUCGACUCGGAUAGGAAAUGAGAACCCUUUGGAUGAUAUUCAGCAUGUAGUUGCUUCCUUACCAAAUGUCGAGGAAGUUUCGCAUCGAGCUGAAUCAAUUCUUGGAGUUACUAAGGAGUCAAGAACGGCAGACACCACACAACACCGACCAGGUCAUUCGUCCACCGAAAGUCUACGUUCCCCUACUUUUUUGGCAUGUCCUGGGGAUUUUUGUCCUUUGUAUACUGAAGUUUUGCCAAAUGAACAUGUUGAUACAGCUCAGAGUCGUGCAAGUAACGAACAUACACUAUUGACUGUAAACACAAUGACAGAGGAGCCAAACAUGACACUUUUACAGGGUGCAAUCGCGCGAGCUGGAAGGGCGUGUAGAGAACGUCUCAGAUUACGUCACUCGCCAAUUUCUCUCCACUUGAUGGCACGUGAGAUGACAGCUAUGACGGACGGAAACACAUUACAAACCCAUGACCCAGUAGCUACCCAUCAGGGUGAUAGAAUCUUGGUUCUGGCAUCCGACACAGAGUCUUCUUCCUUUUUGAAUUUAUGUGCUUGGGGUGAAAGUGUGGAACCAAGAGAGGAUCCAGCUUCAUAUCAGACCCCAGCUCUUCGUCGAGAAAGCCCCUUGAACCCACAGGGAUUGAUGGUAUUAGCCGUGCCGCAUACGUCUGAUUUUUUUUCAGCGAGUUCUUCUAAUGUACAGAAUAGAUUUCACGUUGCUUUUGGUGUGACAGAGGACUCAAGUAACCCAAAUUCAAACGCGAAUCAAUCUAAUUCACGUACCGAUAACCUUCUAAUGGUUGACAGAAGCCUAAAUACGCCCAACAUGGGUGGCGAGUUGUACCUGCAUACUGGGGGCUUGUAUUCGUUUGGGGGUACACAAGGAGCUGCUGGGACUUUCAGGCAAAGAAGUGUCACACGGACGUUUGGAGUAUCUCCUACUUCGCAUAGUACAGUGAGCGGUAUCAGUGGCAAUGCAGCCGAGUACCCAUUCACGCCCUUGUUUAGUAAUAACCUGGACGGUAAUUUGAUUGGAGAAAAGGCGUUCCUCUUGUCUUCCUGUCAGGAGCAAAUUCCACCCUUUAGAAAGCCUUUUGAUGUAACACCUCUUUUUGAAAGGGCGGAUUAUGUUCUAGAAAAUGCGACGACACCCCUUGUACCUGUAUUACCUUCUUCACUUCCAGAUAGCGAGGAAGUGGUCGGAACUUCACAAGACUCUCUUACAUUGGGAUCAAUCUCUUGGUUGAAUUCAGUUGUCGGUGCGGGUGUCAGGCGGCAACAUGUGCGACACGGUGAUCAAGACGUUGGAGAGGAGGACAUGGGCAAUUCGUUGGAAGUCACAGGGGUGGGUGGGGCGAAGGAUUCAACUGGGGUGACAAUUGGAGAAAGUAGUUGGAAUCAGCAGACUACGUAUAUUGUUGAUGCGUCAUCAGGAAUAAUUAAACUAGCAAAAUAA